UCCCUGGAUUAUUUGAGCAGAGCCCUUUUGCACACCUUGGAACACCUUUCGGCUCCUCGCUCCCCAGACACCAGACACACCUGCAGCCCUGCCCGGCCGGCUCCUCUCACCCACUGAGCCUUCCCAGAGACUGACACAUCGUCGUGUUUAGAGAGUGUGUGUUGAACUGAACCAAACUGACACCGGCGAGCUCCUUGAGGGAAAGAGGGACCCGUUCUGUGUGGACGAAACUCUGGACUCCUUGAUCGAGACCAGCAGGGUCCUUCGCUGGUCUCCUUGUCCAUUUGCCCACUUCCAAUUCUGGGAAAUCUGAGACGGACAAGGUCAUGGAGAGGGAAGGGGUGGCCUGGCUGUGGCCAAGGAAGGAAAAGAAAGGCCAAGAAAGGCAGAAGGACCUGCCCGAGGUUGCAGAGAGAGGAAGAGAAUCCUCAGAGUAAUCAAAGCGGUAACAAUAAGGACACGCUCAGAGUCUGUUGCACGCUCACACGGGCACCGUUCCAAGCCUUUCUACGCAUUAACUCGGGCACCGUGCCCAAGCCCAUCUCUGCCCACAGUUUUGUACAGAUGUAGACAGACCCAGUUAGAAACGUGCCGAGAAGAGAUACCUGUGGGCUUUCUUUCGCAUGAAUUCACUGCAGGGGGGAAUUAGGAUCCUGAUGAGGGGCCCCAAAGAAGCCCGGGAGGAGGUCUACUCAGCCCAUACCGCCCCACACGUGGAGUCCAUUUCCCCUUUGUUCCCCACCAGCUCCUUAGCGCCGCAAAACCCCUGAAUCCCCCUUGCCCCAGAUGUGACCCCAUUUCCCUGCCAAGCCUUGGAAAUUGUCCACACGCCCACCCCUCCUACCCUCUGCAUGCCCUUUCCUUCUGGCCCUCUACUUCCCUUAAACCCCACAGCUCUCCCCCGCCCCCCCCACCAGGUCUCUCCAGCAAAUCGGGACCUGCCCCUCCUUCUCUCCACAGAGCAGGAGGCGGCAGGGGCACCCUUUUGUUCCUCAAUAUUGUCACAUGGCACCUGCCAUUUCUCCCUGAUCCAGUGGGGGAGGGGAGGCGCAGAGGGGCUGACACUGUUUGACGAGAGGCCGGGCUCCUUGCUACACACCUAGGGCAACAGAGCCUCGACUUUUUUCAGCGAGGCUGACAUCACUCGGCAGGGCUGUGUUUGUUUAACCAGGGAUCAAGUCUUCUGUCCCCUACACCUCUCCCUUUCUUGCUCCCUCUUUCACCUUCCCACCCCUAAUCUAGCAUUGCAGGUGCCCUCUCCGGGGGUCCCUGGGAACCCCUUCCCUCUCCAGAGCCCUUGCCUCCUGCCACUUGGCCUCUCCCAUCCCCCCUCUCCCUCUCAGCCCACAGAACUGGCCCAGGGAUGAAGUAACCCCCCUCCUAAGCCCCACCCCACCUCAACCCUACUCUUGGAAUUAGGAAGUAGGACCGGGCCACCUCCUCACCAGGAGCUGGGGCAGCUCCCGUGGCUGCAGAUUCGCCACACGGUCUGUCAUCAUCCUGGGAAAGCCAAGGGCAUGAAGAGGCCAUCACAGCCCCUACAGAGCUCUGGAGAGGAGAGGCAGAACCCGGGAGUCCUGCCUUGUCAGCUGGGGUGUUCCGAAAGGAGUACUCUGGAGGCCACUAAGGGACGACCCCCAGAAAGCAAGAGCAGGGUUGCCCCUGGAAGGUUGGGGACCCAACGGGAGCAGCUAAGAUGGAGUCCAAGGCCCCCGUUCAACUCCCUAUACCACCUCCUGCUAAGACUCAGUCUCUUUAUCGACAAAACAAGAAGAUUAGACCGGCCUCAGGCGUAAGUUCCCUUCUAGACAAAAGUUCUGGAGUGGAGCUGGCUGCUGGGUUCCUCUUCUUUGGUGGGGUACCCAGUCGGGAUUGGGAGAGCUCCCAGAGCCUUCUAGAUUUCAACACCUUAUUUCUUGAAUGAAACAGGCAGAGUGCAGGGGACCAGGCCGAUUUUGCAUUCCAGUUAAGCAAGGGAGUUUUUCUCCUCGGUUAGCCUGUGCACGCGGGGACUCCCCUAGCAUCUGGUCCCCAUCCAUAGGAAGCCUGCCACUGGGGCAGAAACAGUCCUGAGUCAUCCCCCUCCCAGAAGGAUUUCCGCCACCACCACCCCCUUGUCUCUCUCCCUUCCCUGGAAGUGACAGCUGGGAGUAGCCAAAGCCAACACUGGUGUGCAGACUGGAGGGGCUCAGAUCAAGGGAGGUCAGCGGAGAAGAAGAGAUCCUAGGCCAGGGUGGUCAGGAAAAGCUUCAGAGAAGAGGAAGAGGAGGAGGAGGAAGAGGGCACGGCAAAGAGGCGAGGGAGGGGAGGGGAGGAGCAGGUCUUAAGGCUGGGCUGGUCUAGGGAGGCAGAGUGAGUCAGGGCAUAGCAGGAAAGGAGGAAAGUGUGGACAGAGCACAGGGGUAAAACGGGGCCAAGCCUGUCGGGGACGGGGGGGUGGUUUCCUGAAUGGUGUCAGGGGAUCUAGCCAACAAUUCUUCCAACUCCCCCAAAACAGGGCCAGAUGGUGAAAGGACGAACAUGCCAAAAUAAGGAGUUGGGGUUUGAUCCACCUGGAAAUGAGGAGGCUGAGGGUUUCUGAUAAGGGGGUGUAGGCUGCAGCCGGGGAAAUCAGUCAGAAGACUAAUGCAAUAGUCCAGGUGUGAGAUAAGAGCUGAGGGGGUGAGAGACAGGAGGGACAGUGGAAAGAAAUGGCAAUGACAUUUGGUGAACAGCUGAAGGUGGAGGCCGGGUGGGGAAAGAAAGGGCAGGGACAUAUGUGGAGGUGGCCCGGGUGACAGGGAAGAAGAUCCCACGGAGGAACUGGGGAAGUGAGGGGCGCUGGGUUAGCAGGGCUCGGUGGAAUCGGAUGUUAACCCCCUCCCCCACCCACUAGAACUUAGAACCUUUGAGAGCAGCCUGGGAAGGGGCUUCAGGGGCCCCCCCACCACCUGCCAGGGGCACGGAGGCAAGGUCUCCCACCACCCCCUCUUCCAAGGGGCUCUCCCAAAGGGCUCUCUCUCUCUUCGGGUCCAGCUCCCCUUGAACUUCUUGGCCAUUCCUUUGCAGACAGUCUGUUGGGUGGCCGGGGACAGACCCUUUCCUCUAAACCACAAGUCCUACUCCCAAGCCGGGCUGGAGCUCCGGUUCCUCUGGACGGUCAUGCUCCUUACUCAUCGGUCCCAGAGGGCCAGCCAGGGAAGACGCUGGAAAGCUAGAGCCUCGAAGCCCCUGGAGAGGGUGGGGAGGAGACGGGGGAAGGGCACCCACCUCACUGGAAGGUGGAGGGCUGGUUGUGUUUCAGUAGUCUCUCGCAAGACGAAGGAGGCACCUCCCAUCUUAAUCAUAGUAACCAUCACCGUUACCAUCUCCUGGGCGCCUGGGAAGCCCAGCCACUUCGCACACGCGGUCUCAUUUCGUCCUCACGGCAGCCACCCGGGACGGUUAUUACCCCCACUUACAGAUGAAGAAACUGAAUCUUUGAACCCAGCUCAUUCUGGUUCUAAAGCAGGUGCUGGUUUUCUUUACGCCACUCUGCCUCUUGCUUCUCCCACUGAAAUGCCUCUUGUGUCAUUGCUCUUACUCAUGUCUGCCCAUGUCUUCUCCAAAACACCAUUUAUUGAUUCGUUCCACAAGCAUUCAUUUGGUGAGGACGUACAGAGCGCCCGGCGAGGGGCUGGGCAUAGGCACUGUGGGCAGUUUCUCUCCCCAGUUCCCUCCCAGCUGGGUAUCACCCUGGGGGUUUGCCAGGCACCCCACCUUUGCUUGUAGGCUCUUUUUUGGUUUUUUUUUUUUUUUUUUUUUUAGAUUUUAUUUAUUUAUUUGAGAGAGAAAGAAAAAGAGAGAGAAAAAACAUGAGCAGAGGGGAAGGGCAGAGGGAGAAGGAGAAGGAGGCUGCCUGAUGAGCAGGGAGCCCGACGUGGGGCUCGAUCCCAGGACCCUGAGAUCAUGACCUGAGCUGAAGGCAGAGGCUCAAUUGACUGAGCCUCCCAGGUCCCUCUACUUAUACGUUCUGAUGGGCUUCAGGGUCCCAUGAGCAAAUAAAUGGAAUUCACCAGCCCAAACUUCAACAGCUUGGGUAAAAUCUUACCAAUAAUAGCAACUCACAACUCACAUUUGCCUCGGCUUUUGUACAUUUUAAACAUCCCUUUCUUGCCCAUAGCUCAUCUGUGCUCACAACCCAGUGAGAUAGAUAUGUUACUCCCAUUUUACUGACAAGGAAUCUGAGGCUUAGUGGGGUGAUGUCUGUUCCCGUUCACCAGUAAACCAGGACCGGAAGCCAGGUUUCUGGACCCUUGUUGUUGGUUUUUUUUUAAGAUUUUAUUUAUUUGACAGACAGAGAUCAAAAGUAGGCAGAGAGGCAGGCAGAGAGAGAGGAGGAAGCAGGCUCCCUGCUGAGCAGAGAGCCCGAUGCGGGGCUCGAUCCCAGGACCCUGGGACCAUGACCUGAGCCAAAAGCAGAGGCUUUAACCCACUGAGCCACCCAGGUGCCCCUCUGGACCCUUGUUAAUAUACUUUCCAUCUCUCUGCCGUGGUCUCUUCCACAAAAGUCAUUUACCAUUUACCGACAAGCCCUAUGCACCCAGGUUCUCCCAGAGGAAGCCAAGGGUUGUCCCUAGCCCCCUAAGUGGUUUCUCACUUUCAACCCCAUUUCCAAUCUUUUGUCAGACUGGCCAUGGUCACUCCACACUCCCCACCUCCUUCCCUCAAACCUGCCCUACCUCUUCCCUCUCCCUCCUGCCUCCAAGGUCCCCCCCCCCCCAGGGGGUUCUCCCAGCUGCCAGGAGCAGGGGACAAGAGGAGGGACCCGUUGUUGUAGGAAGGAUGGGGGAUGGUUCCCACAGGGAGCUCCUCUGGGCCUCAGGGGCCCCGGCACUCGGCUCUGCCCUGCUCAGCUCCUGGAACAUCAGCCGCGUUGCGCAAAAAGCGAGGAGGAGAGAAACACCAGUACACAAGGGUGGGGGAAAGGUUAGGCCCAGGAAGCCGUGGGAGAGCCAGCCAGUUCAGACCAUCCUGAUUUCCCCAAACGCGCCAUUAUCCCUCUGGGAAAACCUGUUGGUGAAGUCCUAGGUGUCUCUUUCAAGAAGGGUCCUCCUGAGGUCAUCUCAGCCAUCCUCCCCGCCCCCACCCCCCGCCUCCAGGCAGGCCAUUUUCUCGAUUUCCCCCAAGAUGACUGGCUGAACGGUAUGAGCCUUUCUGCCAGGGAAACUGAGGUCCGGGGAGAGCGCCCUGAGGCUUGUGGAGGCACCAGAGCCUGGGGCUGGGGGCGGGGGACAGGACCCACGGGCUGAUAUCCAGCGGUGACUCCUGCCUUUGAACUCCCACCUCCUCUUUGCCUGGUGUGCGGCGGGGGUGACAGUGACGUCACAGGGGUGGUGUGCCAGCCACGUGCUGGGCGCCAAGCAAAACAGCCGGGGCAAGUGUGUGCCUCAUCCGUGCCUGGGAAGGAAGGCCACCAAAAGAACUUGUCAAUGCCCCAGACAUGAGCCAGCCCAGGCCCCGCUACGUGGUAGACCGAGCUGUAUACUCUCUCACCGUCCUUGAUGAUGAGUUUGAGAAGAAGGACCGGACGUACCCACUGGGAGAGAAACUUCGCCAUGCCUUCAGAUGUUCCUCGGCCAAGACCAAAGCUGUGGUGUUUGGGCUGCUCCCUGUGCUCUCCUGGCUCCCCAAGUACAAGAUCAAAGACUACAUCAUCCCCGACCUGCUGGGUGGACUCAGUGGUGGAUCCAUCCAGGUCCCACAAGGCAUGGCAUUUGCUCUGCUGGCCAACCUUCCUGCCGUCAACGGCCUCUACUCCUCCUUCUUCCCCCUCCUCACCUACUUCUUCCUGGGGGGUAUACACCAGAUGGUGCCAGGUACCUUUGCCGUUAUCAGCAUCCUGGUGGGUAACAUCUGUCUGCAGCUGGCCCCAGAGUCGAAGUUCUGGGUCUUCGACAAUGCCACCAACAAGAGCUACGUGGACACGGCGGCCAUGGAGGCUGAGAGGCUGCACGUGUCCGCAACCCUGGCCUGCCUGACGGCCAUCAUCCAGAUGGGCCUGGGCUUCGUGCAGUUUGGUUUUGUGGCCAUCUACCUGUCCGAGUCCUUCAUCCGGGGCUUCAUGACGGCGGCCGGCCUGCAGAUCCUGAUCUCGGUGCUCAAAUACAUCUUUGGAUUGACCAUCCCUUCCUACGCAGGCCCGGGGUCCAUCAUCUUUACCUUCAUUGACAUUUGCAAAAACCUCCCCCACACCAACAUCGCCUCGCUCAUCUUCGCCCUCAUCAGUGGCGUCUUCCUGGUGCUGGUGAAGGAACUCAACGCUCGUUACAUGCACAGGAUCCGCUUCCCCAUCCCUACGGAGAUGAUCGUGGUGGUGGUGGCGACAGCUAUCUCUGGGGGCUGUAAGAUGCCCCAAAAGUAUCACAUGCAGAUCGUGGGAGAGAUCCAACAUGGGUUCCCCACUCCCGUGUUGCCUGUGGUUUCCCAGUGGAAGGACAUGAUGGGCACAGCCUUCUCGUUGGCCAUUGUGGGCUAUGUCAUCAACCUGGCCAUGGGCCGGACCCUGGCCAGCAAGCACGGCUAUGAUGUGGAUUCGAACCAGGAGAUGAUCGCCCUGGGCUGCAGCAACUUCUUUGGCUCCUUCUUUAAAAUCCACGUCAUUUGCUGUGCCCUCUCUGUCACUCUGGCUGUGGAUGGUGCUGGAGGAAAGUCCCAGGUGGCAAGCCUGUGUGUGUCCCUGGUCGUGAUGAUCACCAUGCUGGUCCUGGGGUCCUAUCUAUACCCUCUCCCCAAGUCUGUGCUGGGAGCACUGAUCGCUGUCAACCUCAAGAACUCGCUCAGGCAGCUCGCUGACCCUUACUACCUGUGGAAGAAGAGCAAGCUGGACUGUUGUGUCUGGAUGGUAAGCUUCCUAUCCUCGUUCUUCCUGAGUCUGCCGUACGGUGUGGCCGUGGGCGUCGCCUUCUCCGCCCUGGUGGUGGUCUUCCAGACUCAGUUUCGAAAUGGCUAUGCUUUGGCCCAGGUCAUGGACACUGACAUUUAUGUUAAUCCCAAGACCUAUAACAGGGUCCAGGAAAUCGAAGGGGUUAAGAUUGUCACUUACUGCUCCCCUCUCUACUUUGCCAACUCGGAGAUCUUCAGGCAAAAGGUCAUUGCCAAGACGGGUGUGGACCCCCAGAAAGUGCUGCUAGCCAAGCAAAAAUACCUCAGGAGGCAGGAGAAGGGGAGGCUGAGGCCCACACAGCAGAGGAAGUCUCUGUUUAUGAAAACCAAGACUGUCUCCCUGCAGGAGCUUCAGCAGGACUUCGAGAACGCCUCCCCGACGGACCCCAACAACAACCAGACUCCUGCUAACGGCGCCAGCGUCUCCUACAUCACCUUCAGCCCUGACAGCUCCCCAGCUGCCCACUGUGAGCCACCAGCCUCCGCUGAGACCCCCAGUGAGCCCAGUGACAUGCUGGCCAGCGUCCCACCCUUUGUCACCUUCCACACCAUCAUCCUUGAUAUGAGUGGGGUCAGCUUUGUGGACUUGAUGGGCAUCAAAACCCUGGGCAAGCUGAGCUCCACCUAUGGGAAGAUCGGUGUGAAGGUCUUCUUGGUGAACAUCCACGCCCAGGUGUACAACGACAUCAGCCACGGCGGCGUCUUUGAAGAUGGGUGUCUAGAGCGCGACCACAUCUUUCCCAGCAUACAUGAUGCUGUCCUCUUUGCCCAGGCAAACGCCAGAGAAGUGGUCCCAGGACGUGACUUCCAAGGGGCUCCAGUGGACCCGGAGCUGUCCCUAUAUGAUUUGGAGGACAGCCCCAGCUACUGGGACUUAGAGCAGGAGAUGUUUGGGAGUAUGUUUCACACGGAAACCCUGACUGCCCUGUGAGGGCCCAGCCAGCCCCCCACACUGUCUCCAGAGCACGUGGCAUCCGGGACUCCCAAGAAGAACGAGCCUGGGGUCAUGAGGAGGGGUGGGUAGAGGAGAGCACAUCCACCAGGACCUCCGCCCCUCCCUACCCUCCCCCUCCUCCUCCUCCUCUCUCCUUCCCCCGCGGGCCUCCUGGCAUCUCUAGAGCCAGCCAACCUCAGCAACAAGGAAAACCACCUCUUCACUCUCCUGCUGAUGCUCAGGGCCCUGGCCAGAAGGAGAAAGCCUACAGCUCACCCCACCGCACCCACCCAUGCCCUGCCCAAGGCAGCUGAUGGGACCCCCACUGCACCCCCGCUCCCUGGCCCAGAUUGCUGCCUUUCAGAGUGAGCCAAGAACAGAAGGGAGAAUGGGCCCCUGCUGACCUAGUGUGCAAAGGCCCUCGCGUCCCCAACAGUUUGGUGUCAGAUGGUGUCAAGUCAUCACAGGACACAGGAACGGACUUGCUUAGGACUCAAUGGCUUGCCCCGUCCUGCUGCCCCAACUCUGUCCCUGGCAGCUGUGUGCUCCUGGGACCACAUGCUCCCUGCGACCCAGGACUCGGUCUUGACUCUGCCUCCUUCCUCCUCAUCUCAAGGUUGCUGGGAGCUCCGCUGCUGUUCAGCACUUCAGACUCAAGCCUGGGGGUGGCCAGGGUCCUGGGGCCAUCAGAGCUACCUCCCCUGGGGCAGCCCACCAAUGUAGCUGUCCCCAAACAUCAUCUCUCCCUGCUGCCUUCAGGGGUUGCCCCCCUCCACUUGAGACCCGGGGGGGGGGGGGGUCCAAAAAGGACAGGUGGGUAGCCACCAAAGUCCUCUGGCAACCUAGUAACAGAUGCCAGUUAUUCUGCAUAAAAGCUCUUGGAAAUCCUUUCUUGUACUAGAGACUUGGGGGUGGGGUGUACUAGGGGCAACCAAGGGCUGGUGGGACCUGAGCCCUGAUGGUCCCCUUGACUUCACAAAUGCCUCCCCCGCUUAGGAAAUCAACUUUGUGCUUUUUCACUUGGUGAAGAGCCAAUGAUUUUAGCUCUCCCUUAUCAGCUUGGAGCCUAGAUCCUUCGGCCAGCCAGGGGAAGAAGCCCCCCCCAAGAGCCAGUGGCACCCCCCCAAGUGGGGGCAGAACACGGCAAAGGGCUGAUCCAGAUUGGGUCUUCCUCCACGGGCUUCCUUAACAGACUCAGGACCUGAAGUCAUCGUCUAGGACAAAUGAGAAGAGGGAUAUGUUCUUCAUGGAUGUGAAGGGUUAAUUGAAGAACCCUACUGUUGACUUGAAAAUAAAUAGACGGCGUGUGCAAGUAUUUGGGGAAAUUCCCAUGGAAGUGCCCAGAAAACCUUUCCGUCUUCCCUCCACUGUUUCUUCCAAGCUCCUUCAACUCAAUGACCCUGCCCAACAGGUUGGGCUGGCCCAACCUGGAAAAAAAAAGCCCCAAUUCCUAACAUCAGCCUGACCUAUGCUGUGUGUCUGUGUGUUGAGUGAGCUGGUCAGCUAGCAAGUCUUCUUAGAGUUAAAGGAGAGGGUGCUGGCAAAGAGCCAACAGAUUCUUGGCCUACAAGCAUUGCUUCUCUGUGAUUUCAUUAUGCCAUCUGGCUGCCAAUGGAACUCAAGACUUGGAAGGCAGAAGACAAUGUUAUCUGGGAUUCACCGUGCCCAGCCCCCGAAGUGCCAAAUUCCAGGAGGACAAGAACUUUAGCCAAUGACAACUCAUCUCCCUUACUCCACCUCCUUCAAAGUCCAUCUCAGGCCCAGGAGGUAGGGGGAGGUCACAGAGCCUCAAGACAUCCCGAGCAGAGGUGUCCUUUGAACCAAGUGUCCAGACAGUGGAGGUAAAAUUGGAAACACAUCUGGGAGAGGGAGGAUUUGACAAAAACCUCACUACUGGAAGACUUUGAAAAGAACCCAAGCAAAGUCAAACAGACCAUUGUCUGGACAUGACUGAGGCAGGAAAGGAGGGCAAGGUAGCGAAAUAAUCCAGAAUUUCAAUACUUUUGAAUGUUCUUCGUGAUACUGACCUGUGACGAUGGGAUCCCUGGGGAAGCCCGGGACUCGCGAUGUUUGUGUAAUUUAUUUAAUUUAAACAGCAUUCUCCUUUUGUUCAUUUUGGUAAUAAAGUGGUUUUGAAAUGUGAA
Molecule: messenger RNA, 9981 nt
Organism: Mustela lutreola (European mink)
Lineage: Eukaryota; Metazoa; Chordata; Mammalia; Carnivora; Mustelidae
Gene: SLC26A9
Product: solute carrier family 26 member 9
Exons: 23
Coding region: 5462-7834 (790 amino acids)
Biological process (GO): transmembrane transport
Cellular component (GO): membrane
Molecular function (GO): oxalate transmembrane transporter activity; sulfate transmembrane transporter activity; bicarbonate transmembrane transporter activity
Source: RefSeq, a predicted model, not a curated record